UGAGGGGGUUUUACUUGCACGAGAGGGCAAGUUAAAUGUAUGGAUAGAUUCACUGAAGAUGGUGGAGGACACUGAGUACUUCUUUACUUACCCAUGGGGGAAGGUGUCUUUUAACAAGCUUAUGGAUUCAUAUAAGAAAGACAUGCAUCAUCAGAAGAGGAACUAUGAGAAGAAGAAGGAAGUUAAGGGGAAACAGAAAGAAGCAAAAUACAGUUUGUAUGGUUAUGUCCCUGCAUUGCAGUAUUGGGCAUACGAAGCCAUCUAGUAGUUUGCACGUGAGUAUGGUAUUAACCAUGGAAACCAGUUUCCGAGGAUGCUCAGUUGGUCGAGCAAUAAGGAGCGUCCUAUUUCGAAGGCUGACCUUGCACCGAUGUUCAAGAAGACGAGUUUGAUUGUGUUGUCCAUGUUGAAGCCCCGGCCUUCGGAGAUAGAUUAUUAUAGCGCUCUGACGGAGGGUGAUGCUCCCUUGUAUCCCAGGUUGGGCCAAGAAGAAGAGGUAGAAACUCCCACUGAUUUUGAGAAGGUGGCGGAGAUAGCUGUUGAGGUUGCGAAGGCAGCCAAUAUUUUUGUUGAUGGCCCUGAUGAUGAGGAUACCCCAGUCCCCAUCGGCCCCACACCCUCGGCCCCAGCCCCAUCGGUACACCCCAGUCCUGAUCAACCUGAUUUACGGGAGGUGUUGGAGAGGUUGGAGCGAGUCGAGAGUCGUUAGGAUACCAUCCUAGAGAACCAGGCGGUCAUCAUGGAUGUUGUCAAUAAGAUCUUGACAUUCGUACAAGAUCUUCCAAAUGAUUCUGAUUCUGAUUUCGACUUACUUGACCUCCCAG
Molecule: messenger RNA, 824 nt
Organism: Humulus lupulus (European hop)
Lineage: Eukaryota; Viridiplantae; Streptophyta; Magnoliopsida; Rosales; Cannabaceae
Exons: 2
Coding region: 314-709 (131 amino acids)
Source: RefSeq, a predicted model, not a curated record